Molecule: messenger RNA, 1953 nt
Organism: Melozone crissalis (California towhee)
Lineage: Eukaryota; Metazoa; Chordata; Aves; Passeriformes; Passerellidae
Gene: ACHE
Product: acetylcholinesterase (Cartwright blood group)
Exons: 4
Coding region: 73-1923 (616 amino acids)
Biological process (GO): acetylcholine catabolic process; choline metabolic process
Cellular component (GO): plasma membrane
Molecular function (GO): acetylcholinesterase activity
Source: RefSeq, a predicted model, not a curated record
UAUUUUCCAGACGCCGGAGCCGGAGCGAGGCCGGGGGAGAGAACGCGAGGAGCGCGAGGGGCCUCCGCCGCCAUGGGGGGUCACCCAUCCCCACCGCUCCCCUCCCCCCUCCUCCUCCUCCUCCUCUUCCUCCUCGUCCUCGCCCCCUCCCCAAUUUCCCCCACCGCCGCCCCCCCCGAGGACCUGCUGGUCUCCACCUCCUCCGGCUCCGUCCGCGGCUUCCACGUCGCCGCCGGCCCCUCCUCGCUCGCCGCCGCCUUUCUGGGGAUCCCCUACGCCGAGCCCCCCGUGGGCCCCCUGCGCUUCGCCCCCCCGCGCCCCGCCCGGCCCUGGGGAGGGGUCCUGGACGCCCUCUCCCACCCGCACGCCUGCUUCCAGCCCGUGGACACCAUGUUCCCCGGCUUCGGCGGCUCCGAGAUGUGGAACCCCAACCGCGAGAUGAGCGAGGACUGCCUGUACCUCAACAUCUGGGCGCCGGCGCCGCGCCCCAAAACGCCGGCGCCGGUCCUGGUGUGGAUCUACGGCGGCGGCUUCUACAGCGGCGCCGCCUCGCUGGACGUGUACGACGGGCGGUUCCUGGCCGCGGCCGAGGGCGUGCUGGUGGUCUCCAUGAAUUACCGGGUGGGGGCGCUGGGGUUUUUGGCCUUGCCGGGCCACCCCGAAGCGCCGGGCAACGUCGGGCUGCUGGACCAGCGCCUGGCGCUGCGCUGGGUGCAGGCCAACAUCGCGGCGUUCGGCGGCGACCCCGGCGCGGUGACGCUGUUCGGCGAGAGCGCCGGCGCGGCCUCGGUGGGGCUGCACCUGCUCUCGGGGGGCAGCCGGGGCCUGUUCCGCCGCGCCGUGCUGCAGAGCGGCUCCCCGAACGGCCCCUGGGCCACGGUGGGCGCCGCCGAGGGCCGGCGCCGGGCGGCGCGGCUGGGCCGGCUGGUGGGGUGCGGCGGCGCGGGCGCGGGCGGCGCGGUGACCGACGAGACGGAGCUGCUGUCGUGCCUGCGCGCCGCGCCGCCGCCGCGGCUGGUGGAGCACGAGGCGGCCGUGCUGCCCCAGCAGGGCGUCUUCCGCUUCGCCUUCGUGCCCGUGGUGGACGGCGAGUUCCUGGCCGACGCCCCCGAGGCGCUGCUGGCCGCGCCGGGCCGCGCCGAGGCCGAGGUGCUGCUGGGCGCCGUGCAGGACGAGGGCACCUAUUUCCUGGUGUACGGCGUGCCGGGCUUCGGCAAGGACAACGAGAGCCUGAUCAGCCGCGAGGAGUUCCUGGGCGGCGUGCGGCUCGGCGUGCCCCAGGCCAACGAGCUGGCGGCCGAGGCCGUGGUGCUGCAGUACACCGACUGGCUGGACCAGGACAACCCCGUCAAGAACCGCGAGGCGCUGGACGACAUCGUGGGCGACCACAACGUGGUGUGCCCGCUGAUGCACUUCGCGCAGCGCUGGGCCGAGCGCGGCGGGACGGUCUUCGCGUACCUGUUCGAUCACCGCGCGUCCAACCUGCUGUGGCCGCCGUGGAUGGGCGUGCCGCACGGCUACGAGAUCGAGUUCGUGUUCGGGCAGCCGCUCAACCCCGGGCUCAACUACACGGCCGAGGAGGAGGCGCUGAGCCGGCGCAUCAUGAGAUACUGGGGGAACUUCGCACGCACCGGUGACCCCAACGAGCCGUCGGAGCGCGAGCGGCGCUGGCCGUCCUACACGGCGUCGGGGCAGAGCUACGCCCGGCUCAACGCGCGGCCGCUCGCCGUGGCCCAGGGCCUGCGCGCCCAGGCCUGCGCGUUCUGGACGCGCUUCCUGCCCAAACUGCUCAACGUCACCGGCCCCAUGGAGGAGGCGGAGCGGCAGUGGCGCCUGGAGUUUCACCGCUGGAGCUCGUACAUGAUGCGCUGGAAGAGCCAAUUCGAGCUCUACAGCCGCCAGGAGCGCUGCCAGCCCCUGUAGGGCGCCCCGAAACCGCCCGGGGCACCCCAA